AUGUUCAAAAAGGACAUCGCCCCCUCGCCCAAGCAGAAGCUCAAGUCGUCGGUGCAGCGGUCCCUCCGCCAGUCGCUGCUCACGACGUACCCCCUGCUGACGCCGCACAUUGACGAGAUCCUGCCCAAGAAGGCGUCGCUGGCGAGCAUGAAGCUGCCCGACCGCAACACGCUGUACGUGCUGGACGCGGAGCCGCUCUUCUACCAGCAGGACGGCGCGGCCGCCAUCAUGCCGCACCUCAGGCUCGUGCACCGCUUCCCGCAGAGCUUCCCGACGAUCCGCAUCGACCGCGGCGCCAUCCGCUUCGUGCUCAUGGGCGCGACGCUCAUGGCCCCCGGCCUGACGUCCAAGGGGGGCAGGCUGCCGGUCGAGGGGGCCGCCGCGCGCCUCGAGGACGGCAGGGAGAUGGACCAGGGCGUCGACGCCGACGGCCGCUGGAGCAGGGAGCUGCACAAGGGCGAGCCCGUCGUCAUCAUGGCCGAGGGCAAGCAGGAGGCGUGUGCCGUGGGCAUGCUGGUCUGCGGGACCGACGAGGUCAAGGCCAAGGGUAAGGGGCCGGUCGUUGAAGACGCGCAUUUCUUGGGUGAUGGGUUGUGGAAGCUGGCUUUCGAUUGA
Molecule: messenger RNA, 615 nt
Organism: Metarhizium brunneum ARSEF 3297
Lineage: Eukaryota; Fungi; Ascomycota; Sordariomycetes; Hypocreales; Clavicipitaceae
Gene: TMA20
Product: Translation machinery-associated protein 20
Biological process (GO): formation of translation preinitiation complex
Molecular function (GO): RNA binding
Source: RefSeq, a predicted model, not a curated record